AUGGCAUCGCCUUCCGGCAAGAAUGUGCACUUCGUGGGGAGUAUCUGUCUCCCUGACACACCCACGGUUUACCGUACACUCAAUGCUACAUUUCCAACCCAACUAAAGCGCAUCCCCGAUGGUGAGCCCGGUAACCGAGGGAACUUCGUCCUCUGGCAAAGAAGCGUGUUCUAUAAAUACCCUUAUCUGGUUCGCUCUUUGUAUUUCUCCCUGGCCAAGGAUCCAGGCCCGAUUCCCAUUUCUCCUGAGAAGAUCCAACUCAUGCCUGUUGGAUAUGAUGAUGCUGCCAUAGACUCGUAUGCUACUUUUUGUCGACUUCGGGAUGGUGGCACUAUCCCGAACGGAGUGAAAUUCCAGGUUUCGCUUCCUACACCUAUCAAUGUUCUUCACGUAGCAAUAGAGCCAGCUUAUCAAGAAGCAAUUGAGCCAGUUUAUGCAAAGGCUCUACUAAAAGCUGUUCGUCGCAUCCAAGAUGAGAUUCCCGCAAAAGAUUUGGCUAUACAAUGGGACGUUGCUGUGGAGUUCGCAUUUCUGGAAGGGAUUGUAUCGCCUCCACCGCACUGGAUCAUGGCUCUGAAAGACAGUAUUGUCAACCGUGUCCUCGAACUAGCAGAUGCUAUAGAUCCAUCCGUCGAACUGGGUUUCCAUUUCUGCUACGGUGAUCUUGGACAUCAACACUUCACGCAACCGAAAGAUAUGAGCUUAUUAGUCGAUAUUGCGAAUCGAGUCCUGACUGGAACAAGAAGGAGAAGACCUGUCAAUUGGAUUCAUAUGCCUGUACCAAAAGAUCGAAUUGAUCGAGGGUACUUUGAACCAUUGAAAAACUUGGAGAAGAAUGAUACAGAGUUGUAUUUGGGUGUCUUACAUCAGGAUGACCUUGAGGGAACGAAAUUAAGAAUUAAAUCGGCGAGUGAAGUUGUGGCAGAUUUUGGUAUCGCAACAGAGUGCGGUCUAGGCCGCGCGGAUGUAAGAGAGUUGGAGAGUGUCUUGGAAAUUGCGAAGAAGAUUACAGAAGAAUCGUAG
Messenger RNA from Botrytis fragariae, 1023 nucleotides. RefSeq lists its product as uncharacterized. Bases 1 to 1023 code for a protein of 340 amino acids. The transcript is spliced from 2 exons. NCBI's taxonomy places the organism in Eukaryota, Fungi, Ascomycota, Leotiomycetes, Helotiales, Sclerotiniaceae. The record is from RefSeq and is a predicted model, not a curated record.